Python bivittatus (Burmese python) is the source of this 557-nucleotide messenger RNA. NCBI's taxonomy places the organism in Eukaryota, Metazoa, Chordata, Lepidosauria, Squamata, Pythonidae. The record is from RefSeq and is a predicted model, not a curated record.
AAGAUUCCUAUGAAAGGAGGUUCUACGUAGAUGACGAAGAAGUCACCCUUACGUUGUACGACAUCUGGGAUCAGGCAGAUCCUGGAGAAUGGAUGCAAGAAUCCUGUCUCCAGACGGGCGAUGCCUUCCUGGUGGUGUUCUCGGUGACUGACCGGCGCAGUUUCACCAGGGUGCCCCCAACCCUCUUGCGCCUGCGGGCAGGAAGCCCUCGGACCGAUCCCCCCAUUAUCCUGGUGGGGAACAAGAGCGACUUGGCCCGUUCCCGGGAAGUCUCCAGGGAAGAAGGCCGCAGCCUGGCGGUGAUGAUGAACUGCAAACACAUUGAGACCUCAGCAGCCUUGCAUCACAACACGGAGGAGCUGUUCGAAGGGGUCGUGCGCCAGAUCCGCCUGCGCCGCUGUCGGCGCGAGGGGGAUCCCUUGAGCCGGGAGGGAGCCGUCGGCCGUCGCGAAAGCAUCACUAAAAAAGCUAAGCGGUUCCUCUCCAGCCUGGUGCCCCGCAACGGACGCUUCUUCAAGCAAAGAUCCAAAUCCUGCAACGACCUUUCAGUGCUAUGA